Molecule: messenger RNA, 849 nt
Organism: Colletotrichum karsti
Lineage: Eukaryota; Fungi; Ascomycota; Sordariomycetes; Glomerellales; Glomerellaceae
Exons: 1
Coding region: 1-849 (282 amino acids)
Source: RefSeq, a predicted model, not a curated record
AUGGCGUCUUCCUCAGACCCUCCCGACAUGAAAGACAUAUUCGAGAACGACUACGAGCGCCAGUGGGUACUCAAGCGCUCUGCCCAAGUGGCAGGGUGCCUCAUUCACGACCACAUGGACAAAGAUGACCGAGAGCGUGUUGCUCGCCUCGCCGGCGACGUUGGACGAAAGCUUCGGGACUUUCUUGUCAAGCGUCCAGACCGCGGAUUUCUCUACCAGGCCUGUCUCCACGGUGACCUCAGCCAAGUCGGUCUGGCGAUGUUGCUAGCUUUUCGCAGCCAAUUUCGAAGCGCUGCUGAAAUUCCUGCCGAUGUUAACAUCUACUUCGACCAACAUGCUCCUUUGGGAUGCCAUGACUUCGACAAAUAUCUUUCAAAGAGAUUCGCGCGAUGGGAAGAAAACGAAGAUGCGGCUGUUGGUUUCCAAGAGCCUACUGCCGUUGAGCACACUUACUGGGGAAGAGACUUCACGGAGAAGAUGCGACCGGGCGCAGUUGUGGAAGAAAUAAUCGACUUCAACGGAUUGGAUGCGAGAGACUAUUUCGACACCAACAAGCCGAUCACGAGAGGCGACGUGCUUCAAUUCGUUUACUACUGCAAAGUACAUACCAGAGAGCGCAUCAUAAAAGCCCUUGAAGACUUCGCCGAGGGCCGUGAGAAGUUCCGCAAGGAGAUCUUAUACACGAGUUCCGGCUUCCCCAUCAUCUCGGAACCGGACCAGGUCGACAUUGUUUGCGCCUUCUGUGACGACUCGCUGCCAGUCUCGAGUCUCGAUCAGCUGCGCAGCCACUGCCGAAAAAGGGGUCACACUUUUGCUACCGCCCUCUCCAUACUCGGAAGACAAGGAUAA